Phoenix dactylifera (date palm) is the source of this 1503-nucleotide messenger RNA. RefSeq lists its product as uncharacterized. NCBI's taxonomy places the organism in Eukaryota, Viridiplantae, Streptophyta, Magnoliopsida, Arecales, Arecaceae. The record is from RefSeq and is a predicted model, not a curated record.
ACACGGAGAGAGAGAGAGAGAGAGAGGAAAGAAAAGAGACCAACGGGUAAAAGCAGAGAAGAAGUCAUGGGUUGCAUCUCCUCCAAACUUCUGGCUGCAACCGAUCUAGAUAGGGAGGUCCGCUUUUACGGCAGCAAGGCAGCCGCCGGCGAUUGCCCGAACCACGUCGUCUUGCUCGCUUCAAGCACCUAUGGAGUACUAAAUCUCGACAGGAGCGAAGACAAGGGGAAAGAAGAUGAAGAUGAAGAAGAAGAGUUUGCGACCAAGAAAUGGAACAGAUGUUCUCCGGCUUCUAUGAUUCGUCCAUCCAAGAGAAGGGUUCUGAAGGAAGAGCCCUCAGAGAUCAUCAAUGCAUGGGAAUUGAUGGGGGAUCUCGACGAAGAGAUGUACAUUUGGUCUCCGUUGAAGAAAUCCCACGCCCCGAUGCGUCCAUCUUCUCCGGCCAAGGUCACGGCGACGCCCAAGAAGCAGAGGAAGAAAUCAGUAGGGAAGGAGAAUAGCCCUCUUGGUCAGGGUUCAGAAAGGUCGGAUCUUGAUUCCAACAGGGUCUUGAGACCCUUCAGUUCCUUCGAGAAUGCGCAAUGGGUUGGAUCGGUUUCAACGAUUCCGAAGAAGAACACCCCCACCAGUGCCACCAUGCAGAAAUCAGGGAGAGACUAUGGGGGUUCGGGGUCGAGACGAAGUCUUAGUCCUUUGUUUGAUCCAGAGCUCCUUGCUUCACUUGAAAAAGCGCACCAUGAAGAGGGAGAACAGAUCAAGAAGAUGAUAGAUCCUGCUCGAAGGCACCGAAGGGGCCAUGAUUUGGGCUUGCUGCUGCAGUCCUUUCAGGAGAAAUGCCCGCCAGGUGGGGAGAACGUUGUGAUCUUGUAUACAACGACGCUGAGGGGAAUCAGGAAAACCUAUGAAGACUGCAAUGCUGUUAGGUGCGCAAUCGAGUCUCACGAUGUUAGGACUGUGGAGAGGGACAUCUCGAUGGACUCGGGAUACAGGGAGGAACUAAGGUUGCUGAUGGGGGAAAAGGAGGUGAGGGUCCCUGUGGUCUUUGUGAAGGGGAGGUUGAUUGGUGGCGCCGAGGAGGUCUUGGAGUUGGAGGAGGAAGGGAAAUUGGGAUUGUUAUUGGAGGGGAUCCCGAGGGCAGAGUCGUGGUGUAAGGGCUGUGGAGGGAUGAGGUUCGUUAUGUGCAUGGAUUGCAAUGGCAGCUGCAAGGUGUUGGACAGGGAGCAGAAGAAGAUGGUGAGGUGUGGACGGUGCAAUGAGAAUGGAUUGAUUCACUGCCCCCUAUGCUGCUAAGAAAUUGCAGGAGGAUUUCCCUCUCCUUUUGCUAAUUUGAGAGGUUUGUUUAAUCCAACUUACCAAGUCUUCUGUCUUUUUUUUUUUAUUCAUUGUGUGUGUUUUGUAAGACCAAUAGACUGUCAGAAUGGGUCGUCCGCCCUCAAAAGAGAUCAGAUAUCUCUGCUGUAUGUGUCUGAUUAAUUCGAUGUAGCGUCCACUUUUAAGCUUGCA